CGCAGCCCGGGAGGGAGGCUUAAUCCAAACACUGCACUCCGCUUCUUUCCUCGUACCAUGAGCUGAUCUGUCCGGGACAGACCAGGGAAGAUGGCGGCCACAGACCAUUCCCGGUCCGAAGCUGCCAAACAACGAAGGCAGGAUCAGCUUCAGCGAUGGCUGGGCUCGGAAACGGACCGGACGGGAUCGGAGACCAAGGCAACGUCGGUCGUUUCCGGGACGCGGCGGGUGAAAGUACGGUUCGCUCAAGGAGCUGAGUUUAUGGCUGCUUGCUCCGCUGGAGACCGGGAGGAGGUGGCAGCGCUGCUCCGACAGGGAGCUGACAUCAACCACGCCAACAUAGACGGUCUGACAGCGCUUCACCAGGCCUGCAUUGAUGAAAAUGCUGAGAUGGUGCAGUUUCUGGUGGAGAGCGGGAGUGACGUCAACAGAGGGGACAACGAGGGCUGGACUCCUCUGCACGCUGCAGCUUCCUGUGGCUUCAUCCAAAUUGCUAAGUACCUGAUAGAACAUGGUGCUCGCGUCGGAGCAGUAAACAGUGAAGGAGAGCUUCCUCUUGAUGUUGCUACAGAGGAUGCUAUGGAGAGGCUGCUCAAAGCUGAAAUAAAAAAACAAGGAAUUGACGUGGACAUGGCUCGAAAGGAGGAGGAGAGGGUCAUGCUGCAGGACGCCAUGGCGGUGCUGGAAGGAGGUGGCACCCUCAAACCUCACUCAAACACCAAGGCGACGGCUCUGCAUGUCUCUGCUGCCAAAGGCUACAUCGAAGUCCUGAAGGUACUGUUAAAGUGUGAAGUAGACCUGGACAGCAGGGACAUAGACGGGUGGACGCCCCUGCAUGCAGCUGCUCACUGGGGCCAGGAGGAGGUGUGCACCCUGCUUGCUGACAACAUGUGCGAUAUGGGUGCUGUCAACAACGUGGGACAAACACCUUUAGAUGUUGCAGAUGAGAACCUCGUGGACACUCUGGAGGAGCUACAGAAGAAACAGAACGCUUUACGCAGCGAGAAAGAGAAACAGACUCCUGUUAUUGAGACCAGUCCGCCAAUCUCCAUAGUACCAGUUCGCACACGCAGGACCUCUAUCUCUCGUAUGAGCAGCAAAGAGAAGAUUGGCCUCCAUGAGCGUGAGAAGCACUCGCCUCCUGCGCUGCAGAGCAGUCCAGCUGAGGACGAGGAGGAGGAAGGCCAAACGGGACAAAGCCAGGCGAAAGCCUCUAGCAGCUCCAGCUCAGAGGAGGAGAGCGAGUCUGAGAGCGAUGCCGAGUCAGAGAAAGCAAAAAACAGAGAGAUCAUAAACAACUUGAACAACAAACGAAACACCACCAGCCUGCUUUCUACUUCCAUGUCAGCAAGCACCACUGCAAGCCAAGUGAAAAAGCAGGAACCAAACAAGCCUCCAGCCACUGAAGCUCCAGGCUCAUGGCGAACGUCUCUGAGGAAAGCGGGCAGUUCUGUGACUUUGGGUUCAGCUGGACUCUCCGACUCCAGCCAAGACUCCAGCAGACCUGCAGAGUCUGGCCUGGGAAUGACCCGAUCUGCCUCCAGCCCCCGCCUCAGCACUGAGGCCGACACGAAGGAGCCAAGGCUCGCUCGAGUACCACCAAUUCCAACACGGAGACUCUUAAGUAUUCCAGAUAACAGCUCUGACAACUCCAAUAGCUGGCUAAGCCGUAGCUCCUCUUACACCCGACGCCUUCAUGGUCAGUCAGUGAAUGAGCUCACAAGUUCCACCCCAUUUUUGCUUCGCAGCUCAUCUUAUGGAAAGAGACUGGAUGACCCCACCAUGACCUCAUCGAGUACGGGAACAAGCUCUGCUGGACUCAGCCGCCUUAAUAGUGUCUUAGCUCAGAGAAAUUCUCAGGAACGGACAGAAAAGAAGGAUGAGUUAUCCAUCAACACUUCUAACUCUCAGAGCACCACUACAGGUGAACAGGAAACCAAGCAGAGACGCAAGUCCUAUCUGACACCUGUGCGGGAUGAGGAGGCAGAGGCGCAGAGAAAAGCUCGUUCCCGCCAUGCACGGCAGUCGCGCCGCUCCACUCAGGGGGUGACACUAACGGAUCUACAAGAGGCAGAGAAGACCAUUAAAACCACAAAGAUGGACAAUAAAGGGAGAGAAAAAACUGAGGAAGAGGAGAAGGAGAAAGAGAAGGAAGUUAAACAGAAGAAGGGAGAGGAGGGGGAAGUGAGCUGGAGGUCUCGUAUUGCCAGUCUGCAGAAGUCAGACCUGCUGGGCCUCACGCAGCCAGCUGGCACGCCACGGCCUCAGACUUCUGACAAGAAAGAUGCUGAAGCCGGCACAGAAGAGAGUGAGACGGAGCGAUGGGCCAGGGAACGCAGGGAGAGGAGACAGGCUCGGGCCAGGAGGAAGGCACAGAGGACCGGGGAGAGUGAAGACAAUGAUCCCAAUGGAGAGGAAGAGUUCUCAGGGAGUGGGCUGGAUCCACAGAAAGACCAACUGUUAAGUUCCAGGUUGGACACAUUUUCUAACGACACUCAGGGAGGGGGUUCUGAAACAAAGGAUUUUAAGAAGUUAUUUGAAGAGCUCUCCAGAGAAAACAGCCAGCUCCAGUCUCAACUUCAGGACACUCAGAGGAUUAUCAGUCAAACCAGGUUGGACCUGGAGAAGGCCACACAGAGACAAGAGCGCUUCAGUGACUGUUCAGCCCUGCUAGAGCUGGAGAGAAAGGACCGGAGGAUGUUGGAGCGGCGUAUGGUGGAGCUGGAGGAGGAGCUAAAGGUUCUGGUUGACCUGAGAGCGGACAACCAGCGUCUUAAAGAUGAAAAUGGAGCACUGAUCCGUGUCAUCAGCAAACUCUCCAAAUAGAUGAAAACCUCCAGGGAACCCCUCCUCUCCAUCCAUCCAUUUGUCCAUCCCUCUUUCCAUACAUUCCUCCCAGUGCCAAAGAGCAAGAGAGCGAGGGGGGAGCAGCUGAAUGUUCUACGCACAUGAACACUACAGCUAUACUUGGAUUGUGAUGCCUCUUUAUGAACAGCUGGAGUGUCUUUUGUGUGCCUUUUUUAAUUCUCAGUGUUCGUAGGAGGAACUGUGGUCACGACUAGAGGCUUCCACUGUAGCAACAAAACGCGACGGUGAUGUGCUACGAUUGUGGGUCAGAGGGGCGCCAACAUGCACACACAGUCCCAUGCAUGCAUCCAUACUUUCUUGAUGCACAUUCACUGAGCACAAGACUUGUCUUAAUGCUCCCACCUUUUUUUUUGUAUUUUUUUUUUCUUAAGUGACCACACAUUUCACUCAAAGUUUCCCCACUUCCAAGUUAAAAAUGUUUUGAUGUAUUUAGAGACUCGACUUUGAAGCACGUUUUAGGCUCUGCCUUUACAUUCAUCAAUGUCCUGGUGGCAGGGGAAGUCUCUGAAGCUCUGAUGGGUUUGUUUUGAUUCCACGUGCAAGUGUUUGAACCCACCUACCUCUCCUCCACCUAUGCACUCCCCCUUCCCUUUUUUUUUUCUUUUUUUUUUUUUUUUUUUUUUUCUUUCUUUUCUGCAGACAUACUCCAUGCUCUUAAGAAUGGACCUGGUCGCUCGACCACAGCACUUUACUCUCUGCAAAG
Messenger RNA from Melanotaenia boesemani (Boeseman's rainbowfish), 3571 nucleotides. Its product is annotated as protein phosphatase 1 regulatory subunit 12A. Gene Ontology annotation, biological process: signal transduction. Gene Ontology annotation, cellular component: Z disc; A band; cytoplasm. Gene Ontology annotation, molecular function: phosphatase regulator activity; protein kinase binding; enzyme inhibitor activity. The coding region runs from base 91 to 2826 and encodes 911 amino acids. The transcript is spliced from 25 exons. The record is from RefSeq and is a predicted model, not a curated record. NCBI's taxonomy places the organism in Eukaryota, Metazoa, Chordata, Actinopteri, Atheriniformes, Melanotaeniidae.